Nipponia nippon (crested ibis) is the source of this 1827-nucleotide messenger RNA. RefSeq names its product ClpB family mitochondrial disaggregase (gene CLPB). NCBI's taxonomy places the organism in Eukaryota, Metazoa, Chordata, Aves, Pelecaniformes, Threskiornithidae. The record is from RefSeq and is a predicted model, not a curated record. Gene Ontology annotation, cellular component: mitochondrion; cytoplasm. Gene Ontology annotation, molecular function: protein binding; ATP hydrolysis activity; ATP binding. Gene Ontology annotation, biological process: cellular response to heat.
CCGCUGCCGUCCGGCUUCGCCGCGGCCCUUGGGGAGCCGGCACCGUGGCCCUGGGGCGCCGAGCGGUGCUGCCGUCGCGGAGGAGACCCCGGCGGGCGACGGAGCGGAGACGGGAGCUGCCCCCCGGGAGCCGCGCUGCCUGCCCUCGUCGCUGCCCUGGCUUACUGCUACCUCAGGGACCACCGCUCCAAGGAAGAUGCUCUGCUGGAAGCUGCGAGGGUCAACAACGUUUCGGAAGUCAACAGGUUGUUGCUGGAAGGCGCGGACGCGAACGCGAGGCACAGGCUGGGCUGGACUGCCCUGAUGGUGGCAGCUAUCGGCAGGAACUCCAGCGUGGUGAAGAUCCUGCUGGCAGCUAAUGCAGAUCCAAACCUUGGAGAUGACUUCAGCAGCGUGUACGAGACUGCCAAGGAAAAAGGCCUCCAUUCUCUAGAAGUCCUUGUAACCCGGGAGGACGACUUCAACAACCGCUUGAACAUCCGAGCCAAUUUCAAGGGCUGCACAGCUCUACACUACGCGGUGCUGGCUGAUGACUACCUGACGGUCAAACUGCUGCUGGAUGCAGGUGCCAACCCCCUGCAGAAGAAUGAAAUGGGACACACGCCCCUGGAUUACGCCCGCGAAGGGGAGGUCAUGAGCCUUCUGAAAGCGUCGGAGGCGAAGUUCCAGGAGGAGCAGCGCAAGAGGGAGGUGGAGGAACGCCGGAGGUUUCCGCUGGAGCAGCGGCUGAAAGAGCACAUCAUCGGUCAGGAGAGCGCCAUAGCCACGGUGGGAGCAGCUAUUCGGAGGAAGGAAAAUGGCUGGUAUGACGAGGAGCACCCGCUGGUCUUUCUUUUCUUGGGAUCGUCUGGAAUAGGUAAAACCGAGCUGGCCAAGCAGACAGCCAAGUACAUCCAUAAGGACGUGAAAAAGGGUUUCAUCAGACUGGACAUGUCGGAGUUCCAGGAGAGGCACGAGGUGGCCAAGUUUAUCGGCUCUCCGCCUGGCUACGUGGGCCACGAAGAGGGCGGGCAGCUCACCAAAAAGCUGAGGCAGUGUCCAAACGCCGUGGUGCUCUUCGACGAGGUGGACAAAGCCCACCCAGAUGUCCUCACCAUCAUGCUGCAGCUCUUCGAUGAGGGCAGACUGACGGAUGGGAAGGGGAAAACCAUUGACUGCAAGGAUGCCAUCUUUAUCAUGACCUCCAACGUGGCGAGCGACGAGAUCGCCCAGCACGCUCUGCAGCUGCGCCAAGAGGCCGUGGAGAUGAGCAAGAAAAGGAUCGCAGAAAACUUAGAGGAUGUCCAGGUGACCGACAAGAUAACCAUCUCCAAGCAGUUCAAGGAAAAGGUUAUUCGCCCCAUCUUGAAGGCUCACUUCAGACGAGACGAGUUCCUGGGGCGGAUCAACGAGAUCGUCUAUUUUCUCCCUUUUUGCCACUCGGAGCUCAUCCAGCUUGUCAACAAGGAGCUGAACUUCUGGGCCAAGAAGGCCAAGGCGAGGCACAACAUCACCCUGCUCUGGGACAGGGAGGUCAUGGACGUGCUGGCUGACGGCUACAACUUGCACUACGGUGCCCGCUCUAUCAAACACGAGGUGGAGCGGCGCGUUGUGAACCAGCUGGCCGCUGCCUACGAGCAGGACCUGCUGCCCAGGGGCUGCACCCUGAGGAUCACGGUGGAGGACUCGGACAAGCAGCUGCUGAAGAGCAAGGACAGCUCUUCCCCUGGAGCCCAGAAAACAAAGAUGCCGACCCUGCGGUUGGAGAUAGUGGAGAAAGACAGCAAAUCCCGAAAACUGGACAUCCAAGCGCCUCUGAACCCAGAAAACAUUGCUUACUUCUUGUAG